Oryzias melastigma (Indian medaka) is the source of this 3923-nucleotide messenger RNA. It is a transcript of the gene lctlb, whose product is annotated as lactase-like b. Gene Ontology annotation, biological process: carbohydrate metabolic process. Bases 1377 to 3092 code for a protein of 571 amino acids. NCBI's taxonomy places the organism in Eukaryota, Metazoa, Chordata, Actinopteri, Beloniformes, Adrianichthyidae. The record is from RefSeq and is a predicted model, not a curated record. Gene Ontology annotation, molecular function: beta-glucosidase activity. The transcript has 18 exons.
GAACUCGAAUGCUCCAUCGUACCGGAUGUGAUCUAAUAAUCGUCCCCGGAAGUAACGUCGCCUCGAUGUGUGUUGAACGGCUGCUAGUCUGAAUCCAAAAUAAAUACUUUCAGAGGAACAUUUUUAAUCAUUUUCCGCAUUUAGUCGACUUUGAAAUGCGAGUGUUGUGGGAAGAUUGACGGAAAAAACUAGAGUGUUGAGUGAUGGUCUGACUGGAGCUGGAAACAUGCACAGCCGCUUGCAGGAGUUGAAAAAGGAGGAGGAGACUCUCCUCAAAAUCAAAGUCAUGCUGCAAGACCAGCUGAACCGUUUGAAAUUUGAAGAGGGAACCUUGAAGUCCAUUAUCAAUGCUCAAACAGAAGAAGCGGGCUCUCAACGCUCAAGUGCUGAAACUGAGGUUCAAAUUAAUCUUGACGAUGAGAGUGAAAUCAAUCGCACCAAACUCCUACUGAACGCAGCUGUGGAUUGUGACAUGGAGGAAGAGGAUGAGGAUGAAGAGGAGGACGAUGACGAUGAAGAUCAAGAGGAAGACGAAAAUGAGCUUGAACUUGUGCCUGAGGAGGAUGAGGAAGACGAGAAUUACUGAGAAUUGUGGGUCGUCUGUGUAUCGACUGAAGACAAAUGUGAAUUCAAUGUAACCAGAAACCUGUUUUGUUUUUUUACUAUUGAUUAGUUAACAUGUUUAACUUAUUUUGAGAGAAUGAGUUACAGUUUUAGGAUUUGAAGAGUUAGCACUCGUGUGUCUCAUUUACACACCUUCAGUCCUUACCUGCAGUCAAAUUUUAUAGAACAUGUGUGAGUAAAGUGCAUUAAAGCAGUGUUAAAAUAGGUGCCUGUACUGUAACUUCUGUGACACUUUGAGCAUUAGGGGAUUAAAAAAAAAAAUUAGAAAAAAAUAGCAACAAAUCCCCCCAAAAAAACAAAAUAUCAAAGCUGUCCAGAUGUAUCAAUAUAUAACAAAUGAAGAUGCACUGUGUAAGAAAUAAGCACAAAAAUAAAAUAUUUCAUGUGGCAAUUAAUUACAAGCUUGUGUACUUUUUGAAUUGUGGGUUAAAUCUAAAGUUAUCCAGUUUUGUCCUAACCCCAUCCAGGAAAAUAGAUUAUGCAGAGCAAACACUUUCCUUUAGAAAACCAUUCAGCAUUUUCUAAACAGUUAAAACAAUACGGCAGCCUCACAAUACUGCCAGCUUUCACUCUGACUGCAGGGACAGCUGUGGAGAAGGGUGGCGUUUCAGCAGGGAACGUACAGACAGAAGUUUCAGAGACUUUUUGAAUGUUCUGCUGCUUCAGGAAAACCCCGCUCCCUCUCAGACUCGGGUGGUCCGCCUGCAGCAAAUGCAAUCUUCAUAACGCUUACAGAAGGACUCAGGAGUACCAUGCGGCCCGGCGGUGCGGUCAGCGUGUGCCAUGUGCUUAUGUUGGUGUUGUGUCUGUCUGCGGCUGAGGACUUCGACUGGACAAAGGACGAGCACGGCUCCUUCUAUUAUGGCACUUUUCCAGCUGGAUUUUCAUGGGGGGCCGGAGGCUCGGCCUAUCAAACAGAAGGAGCCUGGGACAAAGACGGAAAAGGACUGAGCAUCUGGGAUGUGUUCAGUCACAAGAAGGGAAAAAUACUACUAAACGAGACGGGGGAUUCCUCCUGUGAGGGAUACUAUAAAGUCAAGGAUGAUGUUUCUCUGAUGAAGGAGCUGAUGCUGAACCACUACAUUUUCUCCAUCUCCUGGCCCAGGAUCAUUCCCACCGGCAUAAAGUCCGACCAUAUCAAUGAAAGAGGAAUCCAGUAUUAUGAUCAACUGAUCAACCAACUUUUGGAAAACAAGAUCACUCCUAUUGUCACGCUGUAUCACUGGGACCUUCCUCAGGUUCUGCAAGAGAAAUACGGAGGGUGGCAGAACAUCAGCAUGGUCAAUCAUUUUAAUGAGUUUGCAAACCUGUGCUUUGAGAGGUUUGGCAACAGAGUGAAGCAUUGGAUCACCUUCAGCAAUCCAUGGUCUGUAGCAGUUGAGGGGUAUGAGACGGGGGAACACGCUCCUGGGCUGAAGCUGAGAGGAACAGGGGCAUACAGAGCUGCACAUCACAUUAUUAAGGCACACGCUAAGGUUUGGCACACUUACGAUACUCAGUGGAGAGGAAAACAAAGAGGCCUGGUCGGCAUCUCUCUGUCGGGGGACUGGGGGGAGCCGGUGGACAUCAGUAACCAGAGAGACAUAGAAGCAGCUGAGAGGUAUGUCCAGUUCUGCCUGGGCUGGUUCGCCACCCCCAUCUUUCAUGGGGACUACCCUCAAGUGAUGAAGGAUUUUGUUGGAAGAAAGAGUGCCCAGCAGGGUCUGGGAACGUCCCGACUUCCUUCUUUUUCCCCCCAAGAGAAGAGCUACAUUAAGGGGACUUGUGACUUCCUUGGGAUAGGUCACUUCACCACUCGCUACAUCACCCACAAGAACAACCCAUCGGGUCGGAGCAGCAGCAGCUUCUUCACUGACCGGGACGUGGCCGAGCUGGUCGACCCGCGCUGGCCCGACCCCGGAUCAGAGUGGCUCUACUCUGUCCCCUGGGGUUUUAGACGAAUGCUGAAUUUUGUCAAGACUCAGUAUGGAAACCCAGCGGUUUAUGUGACCGAGAACGGAGUCUCUGAGAAGAUGCUGUGCACGGAGCUGUGUGACGAGUGGAGGAUCCAGUACUUCAAAGACUACAUCAAUGAGAUGCUGAAAGCAAUCAAAGACGGCGUGAACGUGAAGGGCUACACGGCCUGGUCGCUGCUGGACAAGUUUGAGUGGGAUGAAGGGUACUCGGAGAGGUUUGGCCUGUACUACGUGGACUUCAGAAACAAGAACAAGCCUCGCUACCCCAAAGCUUCAGUCCAGUUUUACAAACAAGUCAUCAGCUCCAACGGAUUUCCAAACCAAAGAGAGGUUGAAAACUGGAAGAGGAAGGCGGUGGAGACCUGUUCUUCAAGCAAUCAGCUGCUGGCAGCAGCUAGAAGAAUACCCCAGGAACAUGCAGAAAAGCCCAAGAGGAACAGCGGAGUACUGCUGCCAAUAUUCUCAGACUUAUACAUGGUAAGAAAUUCUUUUUGCUCAGGAAAAAAAGAAUAAUUUAAUGAGCAGAGAAAUGUUAACCCUUUGAGUGCUGUGCUUCUUUACUAGCAGCUUCAUUAGAUUAUUUGUCAAAUUAUUUUUUUUUAUAUAAACAAGUUUGCAUGGUUAUUUGUUCUUGCAGACCCUCUGACCAGCCACAUGGAGAUGGUGACGGAGAUCGUUGUUCCCACCGUCUGCACGCUCUCCAUUCUGCUCAGUGCCGUCUUCCUAAUGUUCCUGCUGCGCCGGCGGAAUUAGAAAGUCUGCAAUCCCAAAAAAUCAAGUCUGUGGUCCAAGAACUUAUCCUUUUAAUGAAUUAUGUGUGAGACUUUGAACAGAGCUUAUUAGUUUAAAGUGUGAAUACAGAGUUUUCAGAAAAAAGACUUGAACUCAGAAGACAAAGCAUUGAGAAUGCACCUCCAACAUACUGAUCUUCAUAUUGGAACGUUGAAGUGGAAUGUUGUUUUUGCUUACAGCCACUAUCAUACACUGUACUUUGUUGUGUUACUUUAAAUUAAACUGGUUUAUUUGGCAAAAAAUUCUUUCAAAUUUAUUUUUUUUCCGCACAAAAAAACAGAUAGAGAUGUUCACUUGGUGAGGUCAAAAUUAAACAAAUACAGAUUACUGCAGGUUUUUAAACAGUUCAAACAUGUCUGGGUUGCUUAUCAGUGUGAAACUCACCUAAACAUUUUUUUCCUUUUUUUAAAUGUGAAAUUUUAACAAAAUUAUGCAAAUCUGACGAGGCUGCAGCACAACAUGGUUGAAAAGAAAGCAGGUUCCUCACAGUCUCUACCUGCUGUCUCCACUGGAUAAUCUACAAAAAUAAAGUAUAUAUAUUUAAGAAAUUAA